Messenger RNA from Camellia sinensis, 1386 nucleotides. Lineage: Eukaryota; Viridiplantae; Streptophyta; Magnoliopsida; Ericales; Theaceae. The record is from RefSeq and is a predicted model, not a curated record.
AUGAAGGAAUUAAUACUUGGGUAUUUUAAUCACUCGCCUGAAUCGGAACUUGAAGAGCUUGGACCAGCCCGACCCAUCCACCCAGGACGGACUGCAUUAUCACCUACUAACACCAUAAGAGUUAUUCAUGAGUCUUUAAAAUUUAUCGAAAUUUGGGGGCCCAAGGCGGUUGCCUUGCUUGCCUUUGGCCAGGGCCGGCUCUGCAAAGAGGAUGUUGACUUGAAGAAAGUGACAAAUGAGGAUGAGGAUGAGGAGGCAUUGAAUUUGAAACUCCACAACGAAAUUAGUAUGCAAAUGGCCAUGAUCUUCUUCUUCCUCAUCUUUCUUUUUCUCUUGUUAUUGUUCCAACUCCAAGGAGUAGUAUUGGCAGCAGAAGCACCACAAGCACCACGAGCACGACCACUAAAUUCAGAUGAAUGUACGGUGACACAGAGGUGUGGGGAAUAUGGUCCAGACAUCCGGUUCCCAUUCUGGCUAAAGGAUCACCAGCCAAAUCACUGUGGCUAUCCCGGGUUUGAACUGUCCUGCUCCCCAACCAACCUUACCAUGCUUGAGCUCGUGACUGUAACUGUAUUUGUCCAGCAAAUCAAUUACAUAGACCAGUCUUUAUAUAUAAGUGACCCCAGCAGUUGCUUUCCGGAACAGCUUCUCCUAAAUCUAAACCACAGUUUAUCGGCCUCUCCCUUCAAAUUCUCACCACGUUAUUACCCAGGUAAUUUUAGCUUUUUCAGUUGUCCUUCCGCAACAAUGCAAACCUACCCUUUCGAAUGGUACGAUAUAAAAUAUGCAUAUUAUAGACAUUCACCAUUUCCAAUCACAAAUAAUUGCCAUAACGGCAGCCAAGGUCAUGUGGUCUAUGUGGUACCUGAUGAUUUUUUAAUCCAGCAGUUCCUAUUAUCUUGCAGAAAGUUAUAUACAGCAACAUCAAUAGAUUCCCCUCUAUAUGGUUCUCCUGAUUUAGAUACUAAUGAACUUCGAUUGAGUUGGUCCAAGCCCAUAUGUGGGAGGUGUGAAGAAAUAGGCAAGUAUUGUAGACUGAGGAGGAGGAAUAAGAGCAACAACAGCAGCAGGAAACAUGAUGAAAUUGAAUGCUUUGACAAUAACAUACAUAACCCACCACCAAUUACUACUGGUGAAACAAAAAUCCUAGUGCUUAAAGGUGUGAUACCACCCGGCUUGAUUCUUCUUCUUGUAGUCAUGGUCACAAUAUAUUUUGUCCACAGAUCAAAUAAAUUAAAGAAAGAGGAUCAAGUAAAAAUUGAAAGAUUUUUGGAGGAUUACAUAACUCUCAAACCUACUAGAUACACUUAUGCCGAGAUUAAGAAAAUUACUAACAAUUUUAAGGAAAAACUAGGCCAAGGAGGUUUUCAAUCCCAAGAUCUCUGA